UAAUUAAUAUCACCAGAAAAUCUGUAACGCCAUAGCCUACUCGACAAGAGGCAGCAUCCUGUGGCAACAAACACAAAGGGUCCAAAAUGGAGUAAGGCUGAAGACAGUACAGUCGGGAAUCCCACUGAAUGUAAUUGCACAGAAAACAGAAAUUGUUCCGUCGCAGGUGAAAAUUGAGACUUCUGGAAACCGCAGUGGGGAAAUCGCUGUCGUUGUUGCUGCUGUCUAGCUAGCUGCGCAGAACAGUCAAGAAUGGAGCCUUCAGAGCAGUCAGGCACAGACUCCGGCUCUCAGGAUGUCAACCCUGUUUUUCUGCAGCAGCUCAGAGAGCUGGACAUCCCAGAGGAGGCAGCCAAACAGGCACUUCUACACACUCGGAACGUGUCUGCCGAGGAGGCGGCAAUGUAUUACUUCAACAAGCUGGAGAAUGAGGAGGAGGGAGACGAUGAUCUAAUGUUCAAGAUGGUGUUUGUGGUGAACAUGGACCUUGCCAUGGGUGUUGGAAAGGUGGCAGCCCAGGUGGGCCAUGCUGCUGUGGGUUUGUACCAGGCUCUACAGGAGAAGAACAGCUGGAGGGAGAUGGCCUGGAAGUGGGACCACAGUGGAGCCAAGAAGGUGGUAGUCCAGGGCACCAACGUGGCUCAUCUACUGGAGCUGCAGGCCCUGGCCAUGAGCCUCAGCCUACCCGCUUACCUGGUCCAAGAUGCAGGACUUACCCAGGUGGAGGCUGGGUCCCGCACUGUCCUGGCCAUCAUGGGCGAGGAAGAGAUGGUGAGCAAUGUCACUGGGAGUCUGAAGCUGCUCUGAGGGGCACAACCCCACUGUGGGGAGGCAUUGCUCUGCAGUGCCACAGUGCACCCAGGAGAAGGCAGCAUUUCUCAGUGGCAGGGAGAGUCUUGGCAUGCAAGCGUGUAACAACCUUUUAAAAAGACCUAAAGAACAAGGGAAAACAAGACAUGUUCAAACACCAGAAAACAAACACCCUCAGCCAUUGGUUUCCCUUUCAUUCUUUGUCUGAGCUGCUUAGUCGGCCGUUAAGAGCAGGAGGAGGAGUGUGGUUGUUCACAGGAGAACGAGGCAAAGGCAGUUGAAUUUUCUUUUUCUGGUGACAUUUCUCUUUUCAAACAGGCCACCUACUUAGAAGUAUUAUUAGAAUCUUAACCCAUUUUCAAACACAUCAAGUGUGUUGUCCAGUUUCAGAUAUGGCAAAGUAAAAAAAGUGUUGUUGGUGGUUGACCAAUAUUGUAGUUGUGCUUAUUCAAGGGGCAGUGUACCGUAGACUAAUACAUACUGUAAUUAUAAUUAUACCCAUAGCAGAUGUAGUAUUUCCCUGUUGGAUUCACUACUCCUGAGUGAAGAGUAACUUAUUAACUGAUAAUAUGUGAACGCUCAUUGUUGACGUUUAAAUGAUUUUGUGUGUGUAUGCAACUAUUCUCCCAAAGAUCCCUAUCCUGUAGAAUCAAUAACAUUACUCAUUAUUGAUAAAUGGAUAUAUUUUGUAUACAUAUGCGUGUUGGGGGCCAUAUACUGUAUAAUCUGUGGUGUGCCAUCCUAAACAGUAUGCAAAGUUACUGGGCUUUGUUGUAUUGUUUUUUCUUUGUGCAAAAGGAAGAAGAUCCUUAAUUAUAAUUUUUGUAUUUGUUGGUAGAAUUUGAUGGUGGGCAAAGAGGUUCAGUGGAACCCCAAUGUCAUGUAUUAAAGGUUUGUGCUGGGCCUCACGUUUUGCACUCUGACUGCCUGUGGGGAUAGUUUACACUAAUGAAGUUGAUCAAUUCACUUGACAGAAUGCAGAUAAUUGUGUAUGACAAUUAUUAUGGACUUGGUAAAUAGUCUUGCACACUAUUAAUCUUAAUACACAAAGAAUGAUGUUUGAGCUGUUUUCACUAACAUAUUUGUGGGCAUGAGCUGCCACUCCCAGAAUUCUUAGUUUAACGUCAAAUAUUUUAUUUGUAACAUAUCUUUAAAAGAAAAUGGCGGUGACAUGUAUGCAAUAUGAAAUGUACAUUUGAACAGACCCCCAAAGUUAUGUCAAUUUUAGUAACAUGUCGACACUUUGAUACCUCCUAUGUUAUACAGUAAUUUGUGUGAGUGCUUAAUACUAUGGAGACAAUUAAAAUGCCUCCAGAUUAAGUAACAAGCAUCUUGAAUCGUGUUUUUACCUUACAGACUCGAACAUACAGAUAAUGCAUAUGAAAGAGGUACUGGAGCUGUGGCAGUGAAAGCAAUGUGGGGGAGGGUUGAACACUGCCAUAUUGCAGUGCGUGGUUUGGACCGGCCAUAUGACAUUGCUUUUUCACCGCAGUAACAAUGGCAGUAUUGUGAAAAUGGCCACUGCCUACCAUGGGAGUCCGGCUGGGAAACUUUUAAAUAUUAACCUCAUGACGUGCUGUCGGAAAUGAUUCUGGUCUUCGUGGUUAUUUAGGGCAACACACCGAGAAGAUGCCACAAAAAGGACAGGAAAGUCAUAAACAAUAUGUAUAUACUGUUGAAAUUAUAAGUAUAGUUAAACAAAGAGUCAUGUAACAUAAAUAGCUUUGUGCUGUGGGGCGUAGGUGUUAGCCUUUAUAUAAUCCAUCGAUUUAAAAAUAUACAUUUACUUCAGUGGCUUAGAUAUAUUGUGUUUACACCUAUUCAUUAUUAAUGGCAAUGUGUAUCUGAAUGCUUUCAUUACUUCCAUAACAUGCUACCAUUAUGAUGGUUUGGCAGCACGUUAUAUUAUGUCGAGUGCCACUAUAAUUUAACCUGGUGUAAUACUGUUAAAUCACAUCCGUAUCACUACUUUGUUCUGCUAUAUCAUAUGUAUCCAUACGUAAAUAUAUCAAGUACAACCUUCA
Molecule: messenger RNA, 2834 nt
Organism: Cottoperca gobio
Lineage: Eukaryota; Metazoa; Chordata; Actinopteri; Perciformes; Bovichtidae
Product: probable peptidyl-tRNA hydrolase 2
Exons: 7
Coding region: 253-807 (184 amino acids)
Cellular component (GO): cytosol
Molecular function (GO): peptidyl-tRNA hydrolase activity; protein binding
Source: RefSeq, a predicted model, not a curated record